Molecule: messenger RNA, 1183 nt
Organism: Sus scrofa (pig)
Lineage: Eukaryota; Metazoa; Chordata; Mammalia; Artiodactyla; Suidae
Source: RefSeq, a predicted model, not a curated record
GGGGCGGGGCAACCCGGCGUCCAUGCAAAUUAGCCCCGCCCCCCGCCCCCUCCCGGAAGCCGCCGUCCCGGCGCGGAGCUCAACUCGGCUCCGGCCCGGGUUUCCGCGCGCGUCCAUGCUUCCGGCCGGCCCGUGCCUCGCGGUGAUGGCGGCAAGGUACGCGCGGCCCGUGCGGGUGCUGGUGGACAUGGACGGCGUGCUGGCGGACUUCGAGGCCGGCCUGCUGCGGGGCUUCCAGCGAAACUUCCCCAGGGAGCCGUACGUGCCGCUGGAGGAGCGCCGCGGCUUCUUCGCCCGGGAGCAGUACCGAGCCCUGCGCCCCGACCUGGCGGACAAAGUGGCCAGUGUGUAUGAAGCCCCAGGCUUCUUCCUAAACUUGGAGCCCAUCCCUGGAGCCUUGGAAGCCAUGCGGGAGAUGAAUGACAUGCAGGACACUGAGGUCUUCAUCUGCACCAGCCCGCUGCUCAAGUAUGACCACUGCGUGCGCGAGAAGGUGCGGCACUGGCGGCACACCCAGGGUCCUAAGGCCCCAUCUUUGAAAGAAACCAGCAGAAACACACAAAGUCGGGGGUGGGGGUGGGGGGAGGGGACGAUAGCUUCAAGGGCGGCAGACCCUCCCACCUACUUGCUCGCUGGCCUUGAAUUCCGGGGUCCGUCCGGCCCUCCUGACAGACUUGUGCCCACCACACAGUACGGCUGGGUGGAGAAGCACCUGGGGCCCCAGUUUGUGGAGCGCAUUAUCUUGACGAGGGACAAGACCAUGGUCUUGGGGGACCUGCUCAUUGAUGACAAGGACACCAUUCAAGGCCAAGAGGAGACCCCAAGCUGGGAGCACAUCUUGUUCACCUGCUGCCACAACCAGCACCUGGCCCUGCCCCCGACCAGGAGGCGGCUACUCUCCUGGAGUGACAACUGGAAGGAGAUUAUAGACAGCAAGCGGGAAGUCCUGUGGCGGGGCCCGCCCGGCCUGGGUCUGCUGCAUGCAUGAGCCAAGGGGCAGUGGCAGUGGACAGGAUCUGGAGGAAGGGGAGGCAGGCCAGCAGGGAACCCCGGCACGACUGGGUGCCAGGGCAGCAUGGUGGCAGGGACCCCUCAGCACUGCCCUCUGGAACCUCCCGGGGUAGCUGCAUGGCCACCUAGUGGGAAAUCAGGAACCUUUUAAAUAAAGCACUGCUCACUGCUC